Messenger RNA from Gossypium raimondii (Peruvian cotton), 1043 nucleotides. RefSeq lists its product as uncharacterized. The transcript is spliced from 8 exons. The coding region runs from base 121 to 750 and encodes 209 amino acids. The record is from RefSeq and is a predicted model, not a curated record. Lineage: Eukaryota; Viridiplantae; Streptophyta; Magnoliopsida; Malvales; Malvaceae.
UGAUUUGAUUAGAAUGGUGGCCACUCAAACGGCUUAUCAACUGAAACAGAACGCUAUCAAGAAAAUUGAGAGCCAAAGUUUCUGAACCCUGAAAAGAACUGAGGCAAAUUAAAUUAAAAGAUGGCUUUUAGUGUUGGGUUUCGUUUCAAUCUUCUGGGAAAGCCUCAAUCUUCGCUAAUUCCUUCAGUUUCUUCAAUUUCUUUUGCGGUUUCUUCAUUUUCAGCUAAUAAUGUUGUCUUUGAUGGCUUCAAGAAACAGAACAACCCCAUUACACAAACAAGAGCAUCAGCUGAAGGACUUCCCAGUGAAUUAGCCGAGGAUUCGAAGUUCGUUCCAUUGAAUGCCGAUGAUCCCACAUAUGGUCCACCUGCUUUAUUGUUGCUCGGAUUUGAAGUCGGUGAGGCAGAGAAGAUACGACAGUUCUUGAAAGAAUUGGACGGUGACUUCAUGGAGAUUAUUUAUUGUACUGAAGACAUGAUUAAUGGUUCUCUUUGGGAGGCCGUGAAUACAAGGCAACCUAACUUGGAACAAGUGAAGAUUGCAAAAUCACUGCCAAGGAUCUGUUUUUUCUCUGGUCUUAGUGGGGAGGAGAUGAUGAUGUUCAUUGAUGCUUUCCCUGAGACUGGAUUAGAGCCAGCUAUAUUUGCUGCACUAGUUCCCAACAGUGCUGAUAAACCGGUAGCGGAGUUGAUAGAUGAAAUUAUGGGAGAUCAUGAAAUUCUGGCUGCACAACAAUCAGGGUCAACAUAACACGUUGACCACUGCAACCGCAAUGUUGGUUCUUAAGGAUUUAAAUCAAAUCCCCUGAUUCAGGCAUAAAAGCUGAACAAACCAGCAAAGAAAAAUACUGUGAUAUUUGGCUUUCAUCUGCUGAUCAAUCCAUUUGGUAAAUUACUAGUCACUAGGGUACCGUUGGACAUACCUUAGAGAUGCAUUUUGGAUGUAUUUUGAUGGAUCGUUUAGAGUUUAUAGCUAUUUUCUGUAUAUUGAUUUACAGACUAAUUUCAAUCUUUUCUUUAAUCAGUAACUUAAUUUAAUGAUCA